Molecule: messenger RNA, 5597 nt
Organism: Rhineura floridana
Lineage: Eukaryota; Metazoa; Chordata; Lepidosauria; Squamata; Rhineuridae
Gene: PCDH17
Product: protocadherin 17
Exons: 5
Coding region: 155-3751 (1198 amino acids)
Biological process (GO): homophilic cell-cell adhesion
Cellular component (GO): plasma membrane
Molecular function (GO): calcium ion binding
Source: RefSeq, a predicted model, not a curated record
UUGAAAAGGGGGAGGGGGAGGGAAAGAAAGGAGAAAGGAGUGGAAGGCCGGGAGGAGAGGCGGAAGCCGAGGGGGCUCGACUCCGGGCAGAAGGGAGCGAAGGUGGAGAAGGAAGUCAGCCUCGCUGGGUGGGCUUCAGAGCCGUCCGUUGGGGAUGUACCUUUCCGCCUGGUGUUUCUUCCUCUGCUGGGCUCCUGCCCUGACGCUGAAGAACCUGAACUAUUCGGUGCCCGAGGAGCAAGGGGCCGGCACGGUGAUCGGCAACAUCGGCCGCGAUGCCCGGCUGCAGUCCGGGGCUAGCGGCGGGUUGCCGUCUCUGGAGCGCGCCCGCGGCGGCUCCAGCAAGUCCACCUUCCGCGUCUUGGAGAACUCGGCGCCCCACUUGCUGGACGUGGACGGCGAGAGCGGCUUGCUCUACACCAAGCAGCGCAUCGACCGCGAGGCGCUGUGCCGCCGGAGCGCCAAGUGCCAGCUCUCGCUGGAGGUCUUCGCCAACGACCAGGAGAUCUGCAUGAUCAAGGUGGAGAUCCAGGACCUCAACGACAACGCGCCCGCCUUCCCCUCCGACCAGGUGGACUUGGACAUCUCCGAGAACGCCGCGCCGGGCACCCGCUUUCCCCUCGCCAGCGCGCACGAUCCGGACGCCAGCGAGAAUGGGCUGCGCACUUACUUGCUGACCCGCGACGACUACGGCCUUUUCUCCCUCGACGUCAAAGCCCGCGGCGACGGCACCAAGUUCCCGGAGCUGGUGGUGCAGAAGCCUCUCGACCGCGAAGAGCAGAGCCACCACACGCUCGUCCUCACGGCGCUCGACGGCGGCGACCCGCCUCGCUCGGGCACCGUCCAGCUCAACGUGCGCCUCAUCGACUCCAACGACAACAGCCCCGUCUUCGAGGCCGCUUCCUACGUCGUGGAGCUGCCGGAGAACGCCCCCCUGGGCACCGCGGUCAUCGACCUCAACGCCACCGAUGCCGACGAGGGCACCAACGGGGAGGUGCUCUACUCCUUCAGCGGCUACACGCCGGAGCGGGUGCGUGAGCUCUUCAGCAUCGACCCUCAGACAGGCCUGAUCCGGGUCAAGGGGAACCUGGACUACGAGGAGGGGGGCCUCAUCGAAAUCGAUGUGCAGGCCCGGGACCUGGGGCCCAACCCCAUCCCUGCCCACUGCAAAGUCACCGUGCGCCUCCUGGAUCGCAAUGACAAUGCUCCCAUGAUUGGCUUUGUCUCUGUUCGUCAAGGGGCUCUGAGUGAGGCAGCUCCUCCAGGCACUGUAAUUGCCCUGGUGAGGGUGACUGACCGAGACUCUGGUAAGAACGGGCAGCUACAGUGCCGGGUGCAAGGGGAUGGCAGUGGCGGGGAAGGAGCUGUGCCGCCCUUUACUUUGGAGGAGAACUAUGAUAAUUUGUACACUGUGGUGACAGAUCGACCCUUGGACAGAGAGGUGCAGGAUGAGUACAAUGUCACCAUCCUGGCUAGAGAUGGUGGCAACCCCCCACUCAACUCCACUAAAUCCUUCUCUGUCAGGAUCCUUGAUGAGAAUGACAACCCGCCCCGCUUCAGCAAGAGCCUCUAUGUGCUGCAGGUGCCCGAGAACAACAUCCCAGGGGAAUACCUGGGCUCUGUAUUGGCCAAGGAUCCAGACUUGGGCCAGAACGGCACUGUGUCCUAUUCCAUUUUGCCUGGACACGUGGGAGAUGUCUCCAUUUACACCUACGUCUCCGUCAACCCCACCAAUGGUGCUAUCUAUGCCUUGCGCAGCUUCAACUACGAGCAGACCAAACAUUUUGAAUUCCACGUGCUGGCCAAAGACUCUGGCACCCCCCACCGUGAGAGCAAUGCCACGGUCCGUGUCACAGUUCUUGAUGUGAAUGACAAUGCUCCCUUGAUAGUCUUGCCAGCCCUUAUCAAUGACACUGCUGAACUCCAGGUCCCACGUAAUGCCGGCGUGGGGUAUCCUGUAGGCACUGUCCGUGCCUUGGAUAGUGAUUUUGGGGAAAGUGGACGCCUCACGUAUGAGAUUGUGGAAGGCAAUGAGGAACACCUCUUCGAGAUGGACCCGACAAGUGGGGAGAUACGCACGCUGCAUCCUUAUUGGGAAGAGCUGAGCCCCGUGGCUGAACUCGUGGUUAAGGUCAGUGACCACGGAAAGCCCAGUCUUUCAGCAGUGGCUAAGCUGAUAGUCCGGGCCUUGGCUGGCCCUCUGCCUGAAGCAGGUGAGCCCCAGGUGAAUGGCGAACAACACCGAAGACCACACUGGGACCUCUCCCUUCCCUUGAUUGUCACCCUGAGUACCGUUUCCAUAAUCCUGCUGGCUGCCAUGAUCACGAUUGCCGUGAAGUGCAAGCGCGAGAACAAGGAGAUCCGCACCUAUAACUGUCGUAUUGCUGAAUAUAGCCACCCCCAGCUGGGUGGAGGGGGUGGUGGUGGAGGGGGGGGAGGAGGCAGCAGUGGGAGCAAGGGCAAGAAAAAGAAGAUUAGCAAGAAUGAUAUCAUGCUUGUGCCCAGUGAAGGGGAGGACAGCCGGGGUCCCCUCAAUGUUAUGAACGUGGUGAGCAGUCCCUCCUUGGCCACAUCGCCCAUGUAUUUUGACUACCAGACACGGCUGCCCCUGAGCUCGCCCAGGUCAGAGGUGAUGUACCUGAAACCUGCCUCCAACAACCUGACUGUGCCACAGGGACAUGUGGGGUGCCACACCAGCUUCACAGGGCAAGGGACUAACGUCAGUGAGGCUCCCCCGAGCCGGAUGUCCAUAAUUCAGACAGACAAUUUUCCCGCAGAGCCCAAUUACUUGGGCAGCAGGCAGCAGUUUGUUCAAAGUAGCUCCACCUUCAAGGACCCUGAGCGAGCCAGCUUGAGAGACAGCGGGCACGGGGACAGUGACCAAGCUGACAGUGACCAAGACACUAACAAAGGCUCCUGUUGUGACAUGUCGGUUAGGGAGGCACUGAAGAUGAAAACAACUUCAACUAAAAGCCAGCCGCUUGAACAAGAACAGCAAGGGAGAGGCCAAAGACCCAUUGUUGGGAUCUGUGGACAGGCCCGCUGUAAGGAAGGGAAUUUUUCAGAACAAGAGGAGUGCAUUAAUUGCACAGAUGAAUGCCGAGUUCUUGGUCAUUCUGACAGAUGUUGGAUGCCCCAGUUCCCCCCUGCCAACCAGGCUGAAAAUGCAGAUUAUCGAACAAAUCUCUUUGUACCCACAGUGGAAGCUAAUGUUGAGACUGAGACUUAUGAAACUGUGAACCCCACGGGGAAAAAGACUUUUUGUACAUUUGGGAAAGACAAGAGAGAGCACACUAUUCUCAUUGCCAAUGUGAAACCUUAUCUCAAAGCCAAACGUGCCCUGAGUCCUCUCCUCCAGGAGGUUCCCUCAGCAUCAAGCAGCCCAACCAAGACCUGUAUUGAGCCUUGCACCUCAACAAAAGGACCGCUGGAUAGUUGCGAAGUCAAAACAGGAGCCUUGGCUGAACCCAGCAGCCAGUACAUGACACCCAGUGACAGUCAGUAUCUAUCACCUAGUAAACAGUCCAGAGACGCUGCCUUCAUUGCGUCUGAUCAGAUGGCCAGGGUUUUUGCUGAGGUGCAUGCCCGAGUGAGCCGAGACUCUGCUGAGAUGGACUCUGUAUUGGAGCAGAUAGACCGUUCAAACAGGGAACUAGGGAGAGAGUCAGUGGAUGCAGAGGAAGUAGUGCGGGAGAUUGACAAGCUCUUGCAGGACUGCCGGGGAAAUGACCCUGUGGCUGUGAGGAAAUGAAACAAAAAACAAAAGACGGCCUGGCAUUUAUUUGCUUCUUCUGCUGAAUUAAAAAAAAUAAAUCUCCCCUGGUCCUAAAAUUUAUACAGGGAUGAACGAAGACCAAUGCUGCUUUAAGGCUUUUAGUGAACAUCUGAAGUGCCCACAAGUAUGUUAUUUUCACUGCUCUUUCUUUUUCCACAGAUAACACUGGUUUCGUUUUUACCAAACUUUCAUUAGAACAGUGUGAUGUAUGUUAAAGAAAACGAAGGGAGGAAUGAAGGAAGGGAAAAAAUGGUGCCACUUUGACAAUCUAAUAGAAAGGUAUAAGGUGGGGGGAAGACAAACGGAACCUGAUAUUUUAAGACUGUUAGUUGAUGUUGACUUCACUGUUUACGUGUAGAUCCCAUAAAAAGCAGGGUGAAAUAGUUCUCUGAUAGGUUUCCAGCAGUCAUUAUAGGCUGCUACUGAAAAAUCCCAAAAUCAGAAACCAAGAAAGAAAAAUUCUUGUUGUCACCCAAGCUACACCAAGCAUCAACACUCAUUUGUGACAACCAUUUCUGUAUAAAGUUAUCUGUCAUAAAAAAAGAAGAAAAAAAAGAAAAAAAGAGAAAGGAACCCGAGAAUCCAUUCCAUAGCAUUGAUCAGCAAAAAUAUUCUGGCCAUUAGUAACACAGCUCAUGUCAUAUUAAAGUUAAAUGUAAAAUGAUAGCGUCCAUGUUUGUCCUGCACAUGCAUAAACUAACUCACGUGGUAAGAAGAAGGGGAAGCAGCUUUAGUGUCCAGCAAAACUCUAGGCUAGCAGUAUGUUUUAAACCUGAGGCAUAAUAUAAGAUCACAAAUUAUAAUUACCUUUUGAUGGGUAAUAAUAGAGGAGAUAAAUUAACAUUAUUAACACCUUUUGUAAUUCAUUUGUGGACACUAAAAUAGCUCAAGUGAGUGCAAACAUUUCAGACAUUCACACAAAUCCACACACAACCAUUUAAAUGUGCAAAUGUAAGAAGAUUCAAUGUGUUUACAUCAAAUGACAUAUUUUUAUUGAUUUAUUGCAGAUUCAGUGCAUUUGAGCCAAAUUGUUGAGUGUAUAAGAGCUAUAUUGUGUAUUUUAUUAAAUUAAUAUAUAGUUGUGUUGCAAAAAAAAUAUUUGGGCUUAUAAUGUAAAUGGCAAGUGUUGCCUCAGUAGCUGUCAAACUCUAUGAGUUUUGUUCUCUCCUUUUCUUUCUUUCUUUUCUUUCCCCCCACAGAGUGUGGGAAGCAGAGCCUCAGAGCAAAGUCUCUUGUUUAAUGUAUGGUCUACCAAGUACCGCAGUACAUAAUCUGUUCAAAAUGUGUCUUGAGUGAGUUGACGGAGCUAACUGAACGGCCGAUGAAUACAUCCAUCAGUCAUGGUUAUGUGCAAGUCCUUGUAGAAGCUUCUGUCACAACCCAUGUUUAAUAACAAAAAUUACACUUGAACCAACACCUGGAACCUCCUUGUUCUUUACUGAGCGUACUCACUCACUCACAUAGACACAGGCCGUCUGUUUAGAUAGCACAGUCAUGGUUGAAUUCUCAAAUUACCCUAAUAUUUCAAAGUUUCAUACUAGUCUUCGGUUCAUGGAGCAUGAAAAUGCUUUGGUGCCCAUGUGGUACAAACAAUCUUUUGUCUGGUUUCCUGGAAAUUGCUGUUACAUUGACUAAGGUUUCAGUUUGAGCUCACAGCACUCCCUCUGUCCCUCUUAUCAUCUUCUGUUGUUAUAACUUUUGUUAAUGUUAUCCACUCUCUGUCCAUUGCACACACUUUUCUGUAUGCUCUUCUGCAUUUGAUUCUUAUGCAAGCUACAGUAUAACAUUAACGUUUUCUUUGAAUUAAAUUUGUAAGUACAAC